Messenger RNA from Solanum dulcamara, 6369 nucleotides. Its product is annotated as phosphatidylinositol 4-kinase alpha 1. Lineage: Eukaryota; Viridiplantae; Streptophyta; Magnoliopsida; Solanales; Solanaceae. The transcript has 26 exons. Gene Ontology annotation, cellular component: plasma membrane; cytoplasm. Bases 257 to 6139 code for a protein of 1960 amino acids. Gene Ontology annotation, biological process: phosphatidylinositol-mediated signaling; phosphatidylinositol phosphate biosynthetic process. The record is from RefSeq and is a predicted model, not a curated record. Gene Ontology annotation, molecular function: 1-phosphatidylinositol 4-kinase activity.
UCGCGCAUGCAUCAAAAUUAUGGGAAAAAAGACUAGUCUUGUACGAACGUAAGAACAAAAAAUUGCGACCGUGGCGCGCGCGAUAUGAAGCUUGCCCCAAACUGAAAAAGAAAAAGAGAAAAAGAAGAAACAGCUACGUGACGAGGAGCCGGCAUCGGAAUUCAGGAAUUGAUCCAAAUAACAACCUUCAUUUCUCCUCCAUUAUCUUCAAUUCACAAACCAUUCAUUGACAUAUUAUAUUUCUAAUAAAAAAGAAAUGGAGUCAUUGACUGAGCUAUGUGAUUUAAUCGCACAAAACCCAUCUCAGUUCAUGGAGAAACUAGCAUGGAUAUGUGGUAGAUGCCCUCCCGCAGAAGCCCUACUUGUUGGAUCUCCUAGGGUUUCCAGGUCUCAAAUCAAUGCCAUACUCGCCGUUGCACGAUUUCUCUCAAAAUGCCCUAAUCAUUCAGAUGAAAUGCCCAAAUCACUCCUCCUUGCUUUCUAUCGUUCAAUUCCUUCAUCUUUUAACCCAUCUUUUUGGCCACAAUCUUUUACAAACGACUCAAUUGUUUCCUUUUUUCGUGAAUUCUUGGAAUAUAUCUCUAAAGCAUGUGAAUUAUCUCCUGAAUUUUCUACUGACGUUGCUAGAUUCACAGGGGAUAUUCUCAUAUCAGCUUUAGCUAAUGGGAAUGGAGAUUUGGGGGUUUCAAAGGCAAUUUUGAAAGCAAUGUGUUAUCAUUUCCUUCCUCUUCUUCCUUCCGAUGCCAACAAAUUGGUUUCAGCUCUGCUUGAGCAGUUUGACAAUUUCGUACCCAGGUCUCCCCAGGAGCUGGCAACUUCCUCUCAUAGUUCACCAAUGAGUGUGAGCAAUGUAGAUUUGUUAGGUGCAAGUAGUGGGUACAGUGAUGGAGGAGGAGAUGGUGCCGAGAAACGAGCUAUUGCCUCAUUCGAAGAGGAGCCCGUGGAUAGGCUUGAGAAACAAGAAAUAGCAUUGAAAUUGAUAGGAAAUAUCCUGGAAAAAGUCUCUAUUGAUGCCAAUUUAUUGGAAAGUGUCAGAGGUAUUGUAAAGCAGCAAUUUCACUCAAUGGUAACAUUCUUAAAGAUAAGGAAGCGUGACUGGUCCGAACAAGGGCAGUCACUGAAAGUUAGGAUCAACGCCAAGCUUGCUGCUUAUCAAGCAGCAGCUAGGUUGCAGAUUAAAACUCUCGCGUCCCUUGAUUUGGAUGGAAAAUCAUCAAAAAAAUUGUUGCAGGGAGCUCUUGCUUCAUUGAUAGAGGCUGCAGAGGCCUGUUUAUUUUCAGUGUGGCGAAAGUUGAGAGCAUGUGAAGAGCUGUUCAGCUCUUUGCUUUCUGGAAUUUCUCAUGCCGCUGUUGCUCGUGAUGGUCAGAUGCUUCGGGUGCUGCUCAUUCGGUUUAAGUCUCUUGUGCUGGCGACAUGUGCUCAGGCAGACAAUUGGGGCAGCAACCAGGGGCCCAUGUUUGAAAGCGUGUUGAAGACAAGUUGUGAGAUAAUUCAAUUUGGAUGGAACAAGGAUCGAUCUCCUGUGGACACCUUUAUAAUGGGAUUUCCUAUUUGUGAAAGGAAUGGUUAUGAGGAAGAGGUAGAGAGAGAGAACCACACAGUUCCUUCCCUGCAGUUAAAUGUUAUAAGGUUACUAGCUGAUCUAAAUUCUUCAGUUAAGAGGCCUGAAGUUGUGGAUAUGAUAUUGCCGAAAUUCAUUGAAAGCUUAGAGGAGCGUGAUGCAUCGAUACCAGGCUUAUUGCGACUCCGACUUCUUGACGCUGUUGCUCGUAUGGCAAGUUUAGGUUUUGAGAAGUCCUAUCGUGAAGCUGUUGUUCUGAUGACAAGGAGUUACUUAAGUAAGCUUGCUGCUGUUGGCUCAGCUGAAAGUAACACUGCAGCUCCAGAGGCCACAACAGAACGCGUUGAGACACUUCCGGCAGGAUUUCUUCUGAUUGCCAGACACUUGACUACUCCUAAGUUGCGUACAGACUACCGUCAGCGCUUGCUAUCCCUGUGCUCAGAUGUGGGCUUGGCUGCAGAGUCAAAAAGUGGAAAGAGUGGAGCUGAUUUUCUUGGGCCUCUCCUUCCUGCUGUGGCUGAGAUAUGUUCAGAUUUUGAUCCUACUGUAGAUGUUGACCCUUCACUCUUGAAGUUGUUUCGAAACUUGUGGUUCUAUAUUGCUCUCUUUGGGUUAGCUCCUCCAUUACAGAGCCAUCAUGCCAUGACAAAAUCAGUAUCAACUACUCUAAACAGUGUUGGCAGCAUGGGAGCAAUUGCACUUCAAGCAGUGAGUGGUCCAUACAUGUGGAGUGCUGAUUGGUCCUCCGCCGUCCAACGCAUUUCUCAAGGAACCCCACCACUAGUUGUGAGCUCCGUGAAAUGGCUUGAAGAUGAGUUGGAACUUAAUGCUCUUCAUAACCCAGGUAGUCGGCGUGGUAGUGGCAAUGAGAAAGCUGCCAUUAGCCAAAGGACUGCUCUUUGUGCUGCUUUAGGAGGACGCAUGGAAGUUUCAGCAAUGAGCACAAUUUCAGGUGUCAAGUCAACUUAUCUACUUGCAGUAGCAUUUCUGGAGAUCAUACGAUUUAGUAGUAACGGUGGGAUCCUCAAUGUGGGCCCUAGUUCUACAGCUUCUAGAAGUGCCUUCAGCUGUGCCUUCGAAUAUUUGAAAAGUCCUGGCCUUACGCAAGCUGUCUCUCAAUGCUUGACAGCAAUUGUUCACAGGGCUUUUGAAACAGCAGUAGCAUGGCUGGAGGAUCGGAUGUCUGAGACUGGACCUGAAGCAGAGUACAGGGAAUCUACAUUGUCCACUCAUGCCAGUUUUCUUGUAAAGAAUUUGUCUCAAAGGGAUGAGCAUAUACGAGAUAUCUCAGUUAACUUGUUGAAUCAAUUAAGAGAUCGCUUUCCUCAGAUUUUGUGGAAUUCUUCUUGUCUAGAUUCACUGUUGCUUUCGGUGCAGAAUGAUCCACCUUCUUUUGUAGUCAAUGAUCCUGCUUGUGUUGCUACUAUCCGCUCUUUGUACCAAAAGACUGUUCGGGAAUGGAUAAUUGUUUCACUUUCACAGGCUCCUUGUACUAGUCAGGGGCUUCUUCAGGAAAAGCUUUGUAAAGCAAACACUUGGCAAAAAUCACAGCCUACAGCAGAAGUUGUUUCUCUCUUAUCCGAGAUAAAAAUUGGUACAGGUAAAAAUGAUUGUUGGACAGGAACAAGAACAGCAAAUAUUCCUGCUGUAAUGGCUGCAGCAGCUGCAGCAUCUGGAGCAAAAUUAAAAUUGACAGAGGCAUUUAAUUUAGAGGUGCUCAGUACUGGUAUGAUCAGUGCAACUGCGAAAUGCAAUCAUGCUGGAGAAAUUGCUGGAAUGAGAAGGUUAUAUGAGAGUAUUGGUAGCCUUGAUCUGCCAGCAUUGGGUCCUGGUGAUAUGAUGGAAAAUAUGCAGCCAAAAACUGAGUCCUUUUCUGAGGUUUUACUUACAAAGUUUGUCCGACUCCUUCAGAAGUUUGUUAAUGUUGCAGAAAAAGGGGGAGAAGUGGAUAAGUCAUCAUUCCAUGAAACUUGUUCUCAAGCAACUGCUUUGCUUCUGUCUGAUCUGGGUUCAGAUUCUAAAUCAAAUGUAGAAAGCUUUUCACAACUUUUACGUCUUCUUUGCUGGUGCCCAGCUUAUAUAUUGACAUCUGAUGCCAUGGAGACUGGUGUAUUUAUUUGGACAUGGUUGGUUUCAGCUGCUCCUCAAUUGUGUUCUCUGGUACUGGCUGAGCUUGUUGAUGCAUGGUUGUGGACAGUCGACACAAAGCGAGGGCUUUUUGCAUUUGAGGUUAGGUGUUCUGGACCUGCUUCUAAGUUAAGGCCUCACCUGGUUUCCGGGGAGCCGGAAGCACCGCCUGAGAAGGAUCCCGUUGAACAAAUUAUGGCCCACAGACUAUGGCUUGGAUUUUUCAUUGAUCGGUUUGAGGUUGUUCGACAUGAUAGUGUUCCACAGCUUUUGCUUUUAGGGCGGCUGUUGCAAGGAACCACCAAACUACCUUGGAAUUUUUCUUCCCACCCAGCUUCCACUGGCACAUUUUUCACCUUUAUGCUACUUGGGCUGAAGUUUUGCUCAUGCAAGUCACAGGGUAAUUUGCGAAACCUUAGGGCUGGGCUUCAGCUUCUGGAAGACAGAAUAUAUCGGGCAUCGUUGGGGUGGUUUACUCACCAACCUGAGUGGUAUGACAUGAAUAAGAACUUUGCCUUGAGUGAGGCGCAGUCUGUUUCUAUGUUUGUCCAUCAUCUUUUGAAUGAGCAGUUAGAUACUCCCCAACUUGAUUCCAGAGGACGGGCACUCGAAAAUGGAAGCUCUUUGAAUGAUGUGAGAGAUCAAUACCAUCCUGUUUGGGGCCAAAUGGAGAGCUAUGCUGUUGGGAGGGAGAAGCGGAAGCAGUUGCUUCUGAUGUUAUGCCAGCAUGAAUCGGACAGACUUGAUGUUUGGGCACAACCCACUGUAAAGGAAAUCACUUCACGUCUUAAAAUCAACUCUGAGAAAUGGGUCGAUUUUGCGCGAACUGCCUUUUCUGUGGAUCCUCGGGUUGCUUUGUGUCUGGCUGCAAGGUUUCCUACAAAUAAUCAUCUGAAGGCUGAAGUGACUCAGUUGGUGCAAUUACAUAUAUUGGAGAUACGUCACAUACCUGAAGCAUUGCCAUACUUUGUUACACCUAAAGCCAUUGAUGAAAAUUCAACACUUCUACAACAAUUGCCACACUGGGCUGCUUGUUCAAUUACACAGGCACUGGAGUUUCUCACACCAGCAUACAAGGGUCAUCCACGUGUCAUGGCUUAUGUUCUAAGGGUGUUGGAGUCUUACCCUCCUCAAAGGGUAACCUUCUUCAUGCCCCAACUGGUGCAGGCCCUGAGAUAUGAUGAUGAGAAAUUGGUAGAAGGAUACUUGCUCAGAGCUACUCAAAGGAGUGACAUAUUUGCUCAUAUUCUGAUAUGGAAUCUUCAGGGCGAGACUUGUGAGCCAGAGUCGGGGAAAGAUUCUUCUGCAAAGCAUGCUGCAUUUUUGGCCCUACUUCCUCUUGUGAGGCAACGAAUAAUUGAUGGGUUCAAUGAAAAGGCUCGUGAUGUGUUUCAGAGAGAGUUUGAUUUCUUUGACAAGGUCACAUCUAUAUCUGGCGCACUUUAUCAACUUCCCAAGGAGGAGCGAAGAGCUGGUAUCCGGAGGGAGCUGGAGAAAAUUGAGAUGCAAGGAGAUGAUCUCUAUCUACCUACUGCUCCUAAUAAAAUUGUGAAAGGGAUUCAGGUUGAUAGUGGGAUUCCCUUGCAAUCAGCUGCCAAGGUUCCUAUUAUGAUCACAUUUAACGUGGCAGAUCGAGACGGUGAUCAAAAUGACAUAAAACCCCAAGCCUGUAUAUUCAAGGUUGGUGAUGAUUGUCGGCAAGAUGUCCUUGCUUUACAAGUUAUUUCACUUUUGAAAGAUAUCUUUGAAGCUGUUGGGCUUAAUCUUUAUUUAUAUCCAUAUGGAGUUCUCCCAACUGGCCCAGAAAGAGGAAUAAUUGAGGUCGUACCCAACACACGGAGCAGAAGUCAGAUGGGUGAGACGACUGAUGGUGGUCUAUAUGAAAUUUUCCAACAGGACUAUGGACCUGUUGGUUCUCCUGGUUUUGAAGCUGCUCGUGAGAACUUCAUCAUAAGCAGUGCAGGUUAUGCAGUUGCUAGCUUGUUGCUUCAACCUAAGGAUAGACAUAAUGGGAACCUUCUGAUUGACAGUGCUGGUAGGCUUGUCCAUAUUGACUUUGGUUUUAUCCUGGAAAUUUCUCCUGGUGGAAAUAUGCGAUUUGAAAGUGCUCACUUCAAGCUGAGUCAUGAGAUGACCCAAUUAAUUGACCCAUCUGGAGCAAUGAAAAGUGAGACAUGGUACCUGUUUGUAAGCUUGUGUGUCAAGGGUUACCUUGCUGCACGUCGCUACAUGGAUGGGAUAAUAAAUACAGUUUUGAUGAUGCUAGAUAGUGGGUUGCCUUGCUUUAGCAGGGGUGAUCCUAUAGGAAAUCUUCGGAAGAGAUUUCAUCCUGAGAUGAGUGAGCGUGAAGCAGCCAAUUACAUGAUUCGUGCAUGUAGUGAUGCAUACAAUAAAUGGACGACGGCCGGGUAUGAUUUGAUACAAUAUAUGCAGCAGGGCAUCGAAAAGUGAGGGAGUACCGAGCUUGCUGCAGAGUUUGACAAAAACUGUAUUAUGUUCACUUGUAAUCUAAUGAGAAUGGAAAUGUCUGUAUCAUAUCGGUGUAAUUCUUUUUUCUUUUCUGUGGGUGGGUGGGUGGGUGGUAGUAGUGUGAAUUUGCAAGUUAUUCUUUAGUAGGAUUGCAUGAAGAGUUGCAGAGCUGAGUUGCUUGUGAUAUUUUUUGGCUUAAUUUUUAUACACUA